Messenger RNA from Cryptomeria japonica (Japanese cedar), 1428 nucleotides. RefSeq lists its product as uncharacterized. The coding region runs from base 1 to 1428 and encodes 475 amino acids. The record is from RefSeq and is a predicted model, not a curated record. Lineage: Eukaryota; Viridiplantae; Streptophyta; Pinopsida; Cupressales; Cupressaceae. The transcript has a single exon.
AUGGAGAAUCAGGGUAUAGCUGCUUCUAAGCUUUCCUUCGGUGAUAUGGAGAUGGGUGAGCCGUCUUCUCUGUUGCAUGUCAACGAUAAGGACCAGACUGGUAAACCCCAAUCUGGGGAAGGUGUUUCCCCUUCAAAAGGCAUGUUUCAUUUAAGAAAAGAAAAUGGUUGUUUGGAGAGAUCCGAGGAUCGUCCAGUUCUGGUUAUCCAACCUGAGCAGGUUUCGGAGGAUGUUGAAUAUUGGGGCAAUCAUGCUCUUAUUUGCAAAUUUUUGGGCCUUCGUUUAUCUCUCCCUGUUUUGUAUGCUUGGGCACGUAGGGUUUGGAACCCUGAAGGUGAUAUGGAGAUUAUUCUGGCAGCUAAUAACUAUUUUUUGGUGGUCUUUUCAAGCAUGUCCGACAGGAAUAGGGCAUUCGAAGGAGGUCCUUAUUUCUUUAACCAGGUAGGGCUUUUCAUCAAACCUUGGCACAUGGGAUUCAACUCUGCUGAGGAGAUCCCUUUGCGGGUUCCCGUGUGGGUUCGUUUGCCGAGGCUUCCAUUGGAAUUCUGGAGGGAAGAUAUUCUUCACUCAAUCUCGUUGCUUCUUGGAAAACCUGUGGGAUCGGCUUCUCAAACUCAAGAUCGUAAGGUAAUUUCUUUUGCCCGCAUUUGUGUUGAAGUUGAUUUAAAUAAUCCAUUACCAGACUCUAUGGAAAUUCGCCUGGGAUCUUCUUCUUGGAUCCAACAGUUGGAUUAUGAAACCCUACCCUUUAGAUGCAGAAUUUGCCAUGAAUAUGGACAUUUGCACCGCAAAUGUCUUAGGUUUAAACCCUCUCCAUUAGCUACUUCUGGGCCUCCCAAGGGGGACAAGGGAAAGGCUCCAAUGUCUAAUGAACCUGUGGAUAAUGAGGGUUUUAUUCCGGUCAAGUCCCAUAACAAAGGAAAGGGCAGGAAGAGAUCUUGGAUGGAUAGGCAGAAUGAAGGAAACUUUAACAAGUUUGAGGUUCUUGAGGAUUUGACCCAGGAGGAGGGUAUUCCAGCUGAGCUCUCUUUUGGGGCUAAGGGUCUGCAAGAUGCUCAGGAUGAUGAUGCAAGGAAAGAGGAUCAAAUUCUAUCUCCAGGGGUUCAUCAGAAGGAUCAGAAGGCUAUGGACUCUUCAGCUCAUGCUCAGGAUUUUGGGGUUUUGCAGGGAUCACAGACUCCGAAAGACUCUGUUGCGGUAGUUCCUGACCCUCCUGCUCCUAAGGGGGCCUCAGAUCCUGUGAGGGGUAACAAAGCUCCUCCUACAUUAGGCCUACAGCAGAAAUCCUUUAAAAAGGGGUCUCUUGAUAAACCGUCAAAGAGUGGAAGGAAGACUGAUCAAGAGAAGGUUAAGCUUAUGGGUGAUACUUUGGUUGAGUCUGGGUCUGUGAAGCCCAUUGAUUCCCAUUUCUCUCACCCCCAUAAAUGA